Messenger RNA from Symsagittifera roscoffensis, 2163 nucleotides. RefSeq lists its product as uncharacterized. The coding region runs from base 52 to 1656 and encodes 534 amino acids. The transcript is spliced from 4 exons. Lineage: Eukaryota; Metazoa; Xenacoelomorpha; Acoela; Convolutidae. The record is from RefSeq and is a predicted model, not a curated record.
CUUAUUAAAUAGAUGGUUUAGUUUAGAAUUGAUUUUGUGGAAUUUGUUCUCAUGUCUGGAAAUGAUCAUUCGAGCCCCCACGAGUUAAUUGACUCGGUAGAAUGUUACUCAAUAAUUGGAGCAUUGACAAGCAAACGGAAGAAAACGUUUGUCAAACUUGUUCACGUUCCCGCGAAAGACCUCUCGGGUAAACGACCUUCCGUAUAUGGUAAUCAAAUAUCGGUAAGAAGCAGUGUGCGGAAAGUGUCCGCUGACAGUGUAGCGGCAUCCACUGUGUUUUGUGGUGCUAAUCUUGAGCUGUAUGAAUGUUUGAAAUUCGGUAAACGAAAACUGAUGCAUGUUUUCAAUAUAGCACAUAUUACUGAUGCUACGGUUCAGCAACACUCGCCUGCAAAAAAGACAAAGACAUCACAAGUUUUUAAAGAGUUGGACAUUUGUUUUGGUGAAACAACAGCUGUGAAGUUGAUAUUUGAAGACAAAAAUGACGAGGCAACAUCUUGGUGUUCGCGACUCAAAGAAAUAAACACUGAAGUUAAUAGUCUAUUCAAAUGGAAACAGAAUCCAGUUUUUACUGCCAACUCGGCUUAUACUGCGCCUUACGGAGUGAGGUUGUUAACCGAAGUCGCAGGCGUCGACCAAACUCUGAAUUACGAGUUGAAAGUACUCCUGGAAUGUAUAAUUAUGAAAACACUAUGGAAUGGUGUUGAUAUAGAAAGUGAGACUCCUAAUUCAGUUGUCAUGUAUUGGCCGAUCACAGCGAUUAAACGAUUCGGCGUCCAUGCAGCGGACAAUCAUAUUUUCUCGAUCGAAUACCUCGAAUGUGAUUCAGAUUCGAGCGAAGCCGCGGCAUGUGUGUUCCGUUCAGCUUUCGCGAUCGUUCUUGUUGGUCAGAUUGAAAAAAGAGUGAGGGCUUUGGGAAAAGUUGACAUGGGAAAUGUUUACAGUGAUGUUGAAACCCAAAACAGAAAGUCAGUCUUGGGAACAUUGCGAUCGGCGAAGUCGUUCGACGAAACCGAGGAAGAGGCGGCGGGCGCUGCCCCUGCGAGGAAGCCGACGCUGCCCCUGCGACCGGCAAAUGGCGUUGAAUAUUCAUCAUUUUCAUCAGAGUCGGACAAUGAGUUUGAGCCUUUGGAAGCUGAGAGUAAGCUGAACCAGUCUACCGAGUUUAUCGAAUCAGUCAGCGGAGAUGCAGCUGAGCCGGUGUACCACGUGGUAGACAUAGAAGCAGAGAAAAAGGAUAAAAAUCUUCUCAUUCAAGAUGAAUACGAGGAAUUACACUACCAAAGUGUGGACGUUCUAACCAUGCCUGGAAAGAAACACUCAUCUCCUACGAGCCCUACCGACGUGCAAACCGCUGCCUUCAAUUCUAACAAUUCAUCGCAGAAAACGAGUGAAGCUUGUGCUUCUAAAGCAGAGAAAUCACCAUAUAAAGACAGUAGUCACGAACACUCUGUGUCACAUCAUAAGCAGUCAUCGAAUUCAAAGAAAAAUACAAAUUGUCAAGUUUCGACUGCUCAGAAUGAUAGAAAAAUGUCCAGCGACAAGACUGAAGGACGAGCAGAGCAACACGAGAGAGAAAAAUUGGGGAAAGGGCAAGCAAAGAAAGGAAGUCAUAGUGGUGUAGUGAGCAAAUUGGUAGAAUCUUACCAACUGUGAAACUCGAACUUUAAGCUUAGCUUUCACAUAGUUAUCAAUUUUUCUAUAAUUUAUAGAUUUCGAUAACUAACUAAUGUUUUAUUUCUGAUUCUGAUUAAAAAUUAAAUUGUUAGCUCUAGCUUGCGAAAAUGAUUAAUCAUCUGUUGAAUCUGUUUUGUUGGUGAUCUAAAUGAACUUAAAAAGCUGGCCCAUAGUGCAACGGAAAUCAUUUUGCUAUAGUAUAAUAAACAAAUAGUCUUCGUCGAAUCAUUCGAUAUUCCAUGCUUAACUGAAAAUCAAAAAACCACCUAGCUCAAAAUUUCUUGCCACAUAUCGCUAAAUCUAAAGAUGCUAAAAUUAUUUUUAUGAACUUAAUUUUCUGUUAGAUUAAUGUUCAUUCCAGUCACUUCUUUCAUGUGUUUUUAUGUAAAUACUUCAAAUUGAUCUAUUUUGAUUUGUACAGAAAAUUAUUUUAUUAUGCAAGGCAUUGUAAUUGUAAAUACAUAUUUUUUGAUUCUGAAAUUUACA